Medioppia subpectinata is the source of this 4320-nucleotide messenger RNA. The record is from the annotation of a GenBank genome assembly. NCBI's taxonomy places the organism in Eukaryota, Metazoa, Arthropoda, Arachnida, Sarcoptiformes, Oppiidae.
AUUAAUUUUAAACCGCUUAAAGGAGUAAGUAAACUCGGUGCCGGCUCGUUUGGCGAUGUAUCCCGGGUGAGUCACAAACUAAUUGAACGUGAUUACGCCAUCAAGAUAGUUAAAGUAAAGAAACAGGAUGAUAUUAAGAAAUAUAUGCGCGAGCUAAACGUAUGGUCAAAAUUGCAAUCCCACCAUGUUGUUCAGUAUAUCGCGCACUGGCUGGAGCGCACGGGUGCCGAUCUAGUAUUGACCAUGUACAUUUUGAUGGAUUUAUGCGUGGACAAUUUGCGCAAUUUAAUCACGAUGAAAACUAAAAAAUAUCCACGCCGACAAUUUUUUAACAUUGACCAAUGGGAUUAUUUAAUAUCGUACUAUUUGUUUCUGGAAACGGCAGAGUGCGUUCAUUAUUUGCACACUCACAAACCAACUAUCAUUCACCGAGAUCUCAAACCAAGCAAUAUACUGUUCACAUUUACUCAUAAUAAACUAUGUUUAAAAAUUGGUGAUUUCGGGCUGGCAACUUUACAUAAUGAUGACGUAUAUUCCCAUACGCUUAGUGUUGGUACCACUAAAUAUAUUGCGCCCGAAGUUUACCGUCUGUCCCGCUAUACCACUGCUGUCGACAUUUAUAGUUUGGGUGUUAUUUGCGAAGAGAUAUUUAAUUUUGAUUCGUUAGGCGAUGAAUUGUUGGAAGAUAUGUGUUUCAAGUUAAAGCAUUUUAUCUUGCAACUUACAACUACAAUGCCAUCCGACAGGCCUAACAUCAGGGAAACUUUGGAUAUGUUCAAUGAGUUGGCCAUUGAUGGUAGUUUUGCGUUGACAGAACUUGACUUGGUCAAUGUAAACGAUUUUGACAUAAUGGAUCUAUUAAGUUCAAAUAGCUCGCCAUUUGGAUCAAGAUAUAUAAAUUCGGAUAAUAUACUUGUUAAACACGAAUCGUGUAGCGGGCGAUUCAUUAAGUUGGGUGAUUUUGGUCUCGAAAGCACUUGGUCCCUACCCGGUGACUACCAAUCGCAAGUACAGUCUAUAAGCGGUGAUAGUGACCGAUAUAUUGCUCCGGAAGUAAAGAAUGGCAGUAUUUGUGAUAUUAAAGCCGAUGUCUAUAGCGUUGGUGUUAUUGCCCAACAAUUGUUCAACUUUGAUGUCAAUAAAAUCGGGAAAUUAGAAAACAAAUACAAAGAAUACUAUGGUAAAAUAGAAGAAAUUGUGACCAAGUGCACCAACGGUCUUAUCGCUAAUCGGCCAUCAUGCAUGGAUAUACUCGAGUGUCGGAGCAAAUGGGCACCCGCAUAUGAAAGUGUUAGAGUGGAUAUCACCAUGAUGGGCAUUGAUUCAAGCGUUAAUUACGACCAUGAUAAACAUUUUGUUGAAUAUUUUUUGGCCGUUAAACGCAAUGCUAACGAUUGCGAUGAAAAAUCCGUAAACGACGCAAAAAGCAAAAUGGAGCUCGAGUUGAAUUUUUCAGUAUUUCAAAAUGGUGAACACGAACUAAAGCUAACAAUUAAAUCCAUAGAAUUGUGGUCAAAAUUGGACAAUGAAUAUUUCGUAAAAUACCAUGAUCAUUGGGUUGAAUUUGAAAACGAGCCAAACGACCGUGUGCCAUAUUUGUACAUUCAAAUGGAGUUAUGUUGGCUAUCAUUGGGUACAUUAAUUGAACAAAUGCUUAACUACUUUCAGUCAGAGAAAAAACAAUUGUUUAACCCAUUGGGCUAUUAUAUGGCAUCCGAGAUAAUGGUAGAGAUUGUGACCGCGGUGAAAAUACUACACACUGGCAAACCGCCAAUAAUACACCGUAAGUAUGUAAAAUUGUCGGAUUUUGGCCUGGCCGUUUACCACGAUCCCCAAGCUAUGUCACAUACACAGAAUAAGGGCACUGAACGUUAUAUGGCACCCGAGGUCAGGGGUGGGCGCAGGUAUAAUACUUUGGCCGAUAUUUACAGUCUGGGAAUGGUUGGCCAGGAUUUGUUCAAUUUUGAUAAUAAUACAAUCGGGAGAUUAAACCCGGAUGAUAUGUAUAAAACAAUUGAACACGUGAUCGGCAAUUGCUUAAAGGGUACGGCCAAUGAGAGACCCACUUGUGAACAGAUACUGACGAUUAGCAAUCAAUGGGCCACAAAUGAUUUGGGUAGUGGUGGGUUUGGAUCAGUAGUUAAAGCUCGUGACAAACUCAUUGGCAAAAGUUACGCGAUCAAAAAAGUGCCAAUAAAAUAUCCGGAUCGAUUUGAUAAAUACAUCAGGGAGAUACAAAUAUGGGCGAGAUUACAAUCUGAGUACGUGGUACAAUAUCGCACACAUUGGCUACAAAAUGGCAAUUAUCGCGAUGAGAUUAGGCAUGGUGUUUUUAAAGAUAUACCAUGCCAAAUGUUAUAUAUACAAAUGGACCUUUGCUCGUAUAGUCUAUCUAAAUUUAUCAAGGCAAAAGCUAAUUAUAUUAGGCCAGUCAAAUGUUUGUUUGAGAAUUACGCGAUCAACCAUUAUAUAUUUACAGAGAUUAUGGUGGGCGUAAAAUAUUUGCAUGAUAAUAAUAUUUUACACCGAGAUCUAAAACCGGAUAAUAUCCUUAUAGUUAAUGGUGAUAGAUUGCAGGUUAAAAUUGCCGAUUUUGGCCUGGCUACUUAUCAUCGAGCUGGCCAAUUUGAUAUGACACACACGUCAAGGCACCCAGUGAUACAUAGCGCCAGAAAUAUUUAUGGCACCGGAAUCAUUUUAGAAGACCUAUUUGAUUUUGCCUCAUUAUCUGAAUACGCACUGGAGCCCAACCAUGUUUAUAUCCAGACAGCAGACCUAACGCGGGUCAACCAUAGCAUAGAUGACAACAAUUCUAAUGAUGGUAAUUAUAAAACCCAAUUCAUAGAGGUGUCAGCCAUAGGUUCGGGUGGUUUUGGGACUGUAUUUAAAGUAAAGCAUAGAUUGGAUGAUAAGAUAUAUGCCGUUAAAAGAAUACAAUUUGGGGAUUUUAGUGAAGAAAAAAAGCAAAAGGUUUUGAAAGAAGUGAAAAGUUUAGCAAAACUAGAUUCAGAUUUUGUAGUAAAGUAUUACAACUCAUGGCUUGAGUUCAAUCAUCUCUUCAUUCAAAUGGAGUUCUGUUUACAAAGUCUUAAAUCUGUUCUCAAAGACAAACCGAUUGUUUUCGAGAGACAACCGGAAGACCACAUGAAUAGUGUGUUUGAAUAUUUUAUUUCAUGUGAAAUAUUCAAAGAACUUUUAGAGAGUAUUCAAUAUCUCCACGAAUCCAAACCUCCAGUCAUUCAUCGGGAUCUCAAACCCGACAAUAUAUUAAUUGAUACCAAUCUUAAGGCCAAUCGUUGUGUAAAACUGUGUGACUUUGGUUUGGCCACCGAACACGAUCCCCAACGACACACUGCCAGCCGAUAUGUGCACUCAUUUGUGGGCACUUUUAGAUAUAUCGCACCCGAAGUAUACACUCAUAGGAAAUAUAACCAUAAAUCAGAUAUUUUUAGUCUCUCUCUAAUCGGUGAAGAGAUCUUUAGCGUAGAUUUACAGCCAUCGAUAUCAUUUUCAGCACAAGAAUCGCUGUUUAAUUCAUCGAUAAUAUGUUUGUAUAAAACAUUGCAAUCAAUGAUGAGCCAUGAGUUUAGGCAAAGACCUGAGUGUCGGGAAGUGUUGGCUAAAUAUAACGAAUGGUCUAUUGAUAAGAGUGUUGUCAAGAAUCACAAGAAAAGUGUUGAAUAUCUGCACUCAUCUGAUCCGCCAGUCAUUCAUCGUAAUCUCAAACCCGACAAUAUUUCAAUAAAUCCCAACAUUGGGUCUAAUCGUUGUGUAAAACUGUGUGACUUUGGUUUGGCUACAGUUCAUGACCCGCAACGACACACUGAGAGCCGUUACAAACACUCAGUUAAUACGCUUAACAUACAAAUGGAUCUAUGUUGGUUCAAUCUGGUUGGCGCUAUAAGACGAGUGCAUGACUAUAUUACUAGCUCACCUGGUCAGUCCACACAACGAGCUUGCUACUUUGUAAUCACCGAGCUCGUGCAAGAAAUAUUUAAAGCGUUUCAAACAUUACACGACCAAACACCCGUUAUAUUGCACCGUAAUAUAAAGCCAGAGAAUAUACUAAUCAAGCAUGGUGCCAGUGGCCACAUGGUCAAAUUGGCCGAUUUUGGCAAGGCUACACAGCACUUUAGUAAUUCACAAACACAUACUAUAGGCACCGGCAGUAGCAGGCUACCGACACAAAGGAGCUUGAUAGAUGAGAUUUUGGCUAAUAGGGAAUUAUGGGCCGAAACCUACCUGGAUGUGGGGGAUGAAUCGCCCUGCCUGACCCGGGCAUGCCCGACCCUGCCUGACCCGGGCAUGCCCGACCCUGCC